Messenger RNA from Cololabis saira (Pacific saury), 1113 nucleotides. It is a transcript of the gene timm29, whose product is annotated as translocase of inner mitochondrial membrane 29. The transcript has 2 exons. The coding region runs from base 105 to 872 and encodes 255 amino acids. Gene Ontology annotation, cellular component: TIM22 mitochondrial import inner membrane insertion complex. The record is from RefSeq and is a predicted model, not a curated record. NCBI's taxonomy places the organism in Eukaryota, Metazoa, Chordata, Actinopteri, Beloniformes, Belonidae. Gene Ontology annotation, biological process: protein insertion into mitochondrial inner membrane.
UUUCCAUGUGAGCUCCUCCGCGGGAUUCCGUUCCAGCCCGGGAGAAGGUCGACGGCGCCGGGGGAAGAGAAGGAGAAGGUCGACGGGGACCGUGUUCUGCUGAAAUGGCUACGUUCCGGGCCCCGAAGAGGCUGUUCUGCGCGGCGGCGGAGACAGCAGCGUCUCUGCCCUCCAGCAGCCGCUGGGAGAGGCUGAAGAACAGCAAAGCUGGUGUGUGGUGCCGCAGCAUGCUCUCCGACUACAAGGAAGCGUGCCGGGAGGUGGUGGUGGGGGCCAGGGAUCAGCCCCUCAAAGCCUCCGUGUACGUGUCGUUGCUGGGCGGGGCCUGGGCCUGCUUCCACACCAGCCCCGACCAGUCGUCGUUUGAGGCAACCAUGUGGGAGCGCUCCAAUCAGCUGGGCCUGUUGUCCCCGUGGAUCCGGAACGCCAGCUCCGACGGCCACGUGCAGAGUCUGGUGAAACUCCACAACGAGGGGCGGCUCCGCCACGCCAGCCUGGGCCUGUUCUCCGUGGUCUACCAGGCCGACUACGACCCCGACACCAUGCUGUACGAGGCCCAGUGCUCCGACCUGGCCGUGCCCUGGAGGGAGCUCCCCCGCCGCGUGUUAGACAUCGGGUUCAUCGGUCACUGGUGGAUCCUGAACUCAAAGAUGAAGGACUACGACAUAAACGAGAACGAGUUCAAGCACCUGCCGGCAGAGAUGCAGGUGACGGCGCCGCCCAGCGCUCAGCAGGUGGAGAGGAACGAGAGGUUACAUAAAGAGUCGUGGUUGGCAGUGACGGUGGAGGACGGGGAGAAGGAAACUAACUCUAGUGUCAGUGGAGAGAUCCAAAUGAAACCCCCGAGCGGGGAACAGACUCAGACUCAUUAAGAUGUGAAAAUCACACCAGUAGAAGUACCGGGGUCCACAUUCUGGAAAGAAAAAGCAGAUCUUUUCAUUUUUAAUUUAAUCUAGCAUUUUUUUGUUUUGUUUCCCUAAUGUUUUGCACAUCUUUUCUAACGCAUGUCAAUAAGUCUGUGACCUGCUUCCACAUAUGUACUUCAUAGUCUCAAUGCUCCUGUUGCUUCUGUCAAUCCAGUCUAAUAAAUGCAGGUUCUGCUGAAGCUCGUGA